CGCAUGUCUUGAUGACGUACUACGACGUCAUCAAUGCGCGACAGUAAACAGACCAGACUUCAAGAGCGAAGGACAGUGCUCUCCAGUGUUCAGCUGAGCAUUGGAGACGUUCCAACCACAAAAUUGUCAGCUCGAGUGCAGUAAAUGUGGGAUCAGCCAGGAUGACAUCGGUGGCUGUUGCCUCCACACCUCCAGCCAUGAGCAGCACUCCGGCCAGCAGGGACUACUACUGGCUCCGGUCUUUUGUAGCAGGAGGUGUUGCAGGAUGCUGUGCCAAGACUACAAUUGCUCCUCUGGACAGGGUGAAGAUUCUCCUCCAGGCCCAGAAUCCUCACUACAAACACCUUGGGGUGUUUUCCACUCUCAAAGCUGUGCCAAAAAAGGAAGGCUACCUCGGCUUGUACAAAGGCAAUGGGGCAAUGAUGGUGAGGAUAUUUCCUUAUGGCGCAAUCCAGUUCAUGGCCUUUGAAAAUUAUAAAAAGAUGCUAAAUACACGGCUUGGGCUCACCGGACACAUUCACCGCCUCAUGGCCGGCUCCAUGGCAGGGAUGACGGCAGUGAUUUGCACCUAUCCGCUGGACAUGGUUCGAGCCAGGCUGGCCUUUCAGGUGACAGGGGAGCACCGCUACACUGGAAUUGCCAACGCCUUCCACAGCAUCUAUACCAACGAGGGUGGAUUCUUGGGAUUCUACAGGGGACUGACGCCGACCCUCAUCGGAAUGGCGCCCUAUGCAGGGAUUUCGUUCUUCACCUUUGGAACCCUGAAAAGCCUGGGAUUGCAACAUUUUCCCGACACGCUAGGAUGUCCCUCCUCAGACAACCCCGACGUCCUGGUUCUUAAAACCCAAGUCAACCUGCUCUGCGGAGGAGUCGCCGGCGCCAUCGCUCAGACAAUAUCCUAUCCCUUGGAUGUUGCACGGAGAAGGAUGCAGCUCGGAGCUGCGCUUCCUGACUCGGACAAGUGUGUCUCCCUGCGUAAGACCAUUUCCUACGUCUACAACAAGUACGGCAUCAAGAACGGCUUGUACCGAGGCCUCUCUCUCAACUACAUCCGAUGCGUGCCCUCGCAGGCCGUGGCCUUCACCACCUACGAGUUCAUGAGGCAGCUCCUCCACCUCAACUAAGCGGCGCCACAAACCGGAGCGGAGCAAGGAGCGGCUCGGGCAGAGCCGUCGGAUGCCGGGGUUGCUCAGCGCGACCGACAGGAAGUCGACGAUGUUGUUGCAGACUUUGUGUGACCGUUAAAAGCUACUAUAUUUUUCAUUUUACAAUGAAAAAUGAAUGUGGGAUGUUCACAGGAAGCUUCUGUGGACUUUUGCCAAACUAUAGAACAUUUGACGCACACAUUUGUGCACGUCUGCUCAUAAUCACGGACUCGCUGGUAAUUCCACAUUUGCAAGUCUUACAUGUUGUGAUUUGUCUGGAGGAUUCCGCCAUCAAUGUGCAUCUGCAUCGACCCAUCAGAGAGCAAGAAAAUCACACUGAAUUGUUUACCUUUUUUUUCCUCUCCUAUUUAUUGAUUUAACUUCAGGCUGCCACUGGGGGGCGCCGUUACUUACACCAACGUUAUCGCCGAACACAUUGCCACAAAUCAAACAAAAAUAAAUGUGAGAUUAUCUGCUGCACUUCAAAAAGUUAAAUAUGAAUACGGUAGCUCACAAAUAUGACCAAACUUCAUUUUACUACACGUACAAAUUGUAAUCAUUUAAAAAAAAACG
Doryrhamphus excisus (bluestripe pipefish) is the source of this 1718-nucleotide messenger RNA. It is a transcript of the gene slc25a16, whose product is annotated as solute carrier family 25 member 16. Lineage: Eukaryota; Metazoa; Chordata; Actinopteri; Syngnathiformes; Syngnathidae. Gene Ontology annotation, biological process: transmembrane transport. The record is from RefSeq and is a predicted model, not a curated record. Gene Ontology annotation, cellular component: mitochondrial inner membrane.